Messenger RNA from Ylistrum balloti, 1026 nucleotides. RefSeq lists its product as uncharacterized. Bases 1 to 1026 code for a protein of 341 amino acids. The record is from RefSeq and is a predicted model, not a curated record. Lineage: Eukaryota; Metazoa; Mollusca; Bivalvia; Pectinida; Pectinidae. The transcript has a single exon.
AUGUCGAACGCCGACGGUAGCCUUGACAUCGACAUGUUCUUGGUUCGAUUGAACAAGAGCAUACCGGAACCGGUCGCAAAAUGGAUGACAUUUGUACUUCCGGUGCUGUCUUUAAUUUCUCUGAUGAGCACAAUUGUCAUGGUUAUUAUAUUUCGGCGCCAAAAGAAUUACACGGGACUGCAGAGGAUUGUGUCUUGUAUCUUGGUCCUGACAACGCUUUGUCUUGCUGUCCGUAUCCCAUUAAGUAUAAUACUUUUAGGAAACGAUGGUCUCUACACUGAUUACCUGGAAUACAAAUGGUGCGAGGUAUUCACCCGACUAAACGUUGAUACCCCGACAGUCAUAAACAUUAUCAAUGCCUUACUCAAGGUUGGUCUUGCUGUACAAGGACUUAUCAUGAUGUUCGCUCCGAAAAAAGCCAAAGUGCUGAUGACCUCCCGUAAAACUAUAUGGUUCUGUUUUUUUACCUGUAUUGUGGGCGUUUGUGUGUAUAUACCAGCCAUGUACCUAAUUACAUUUCUGCCUGUUCCGUGGACUUCUAAAUAUCGGCCGGAUACCGAACGAGAGUGUUGUGUACCUUUCCCAGGCGACCACGUAAUAAACAUCGAGUUUUAUCAGAGGGAUGCUUACCUUGGUAUUCUGUGUGUUGCACAUGCGUUUCCUAUUGCAACCAUGCUGUCUGUAGGCGUUAUUCUAACUGUCCGCCUGUACAUGUUGAAGCGGACGAGUCAGACAGACGACGCCGUGGAACAGAAAGAACACAUUCGCGCUAUAUCCUUGUGUAUGUUUGUUUUCCCAGGUCUGGACUUGCCAACAGCUAUCCAAAUCCUACUGAUCACCCUAACCUACGGUCUCGUGGACAUCGGCGUGGACAUCAACACAACCCAGGAUAUUGUUAGCUACUUCGGAUUAGUUGAAACGAUCUGUUCUGCGUUUGUUCCUGUCAUUACUCUUUUCAUCUUCUGCUUGUGUGACACCCGGAUCAGAACCACGUUUAUGCAGCUCCUCCGACGACGAAAUACUUGA